Molecule: messenger RNA, 2001 nt
Organism: Chinchilla lanigera (long-tailed chinchilla)
Lineage: Eukaryota; Metazoa; Chordata; Mammalia; Rodentia; Chinchillidae
Gene: Sirt6
Product: sirtuin 6
Exons: 10
Coding region: 514-1566 (350 amino acids)
Molecular function (GO): NAD+ binding
Source: RefSeq, a predicted model, not a curated record
AGUCCGGCUGACUGCCAUACGCGUGUGUUCGCAUCCCUCCACCUGGACUGUGUUCUGCGCAUGUGCGGACGUGACCGUCACGCUAUGCCAAUCGAACUCGGGGCCCCACGCUCGCCAGGCAGCGCCGUGCCGCUGAGAUACAUGCCCGGCCCCUUCUUCCGUGUAACUCCUACGGUCCUCAGCUCUGUGCUCCACACCCCGCACCCGCUUCCAGGAAACCUCACUGCACGUCCCCAGCCGGGCCAGGCGCCUCCCCUGAGCGCCCUCGUGCCCUGCGCCCUCUGUGGCUCUCAGCACACCCCACUCCCGCUGUCUCCGCUGCCUCCUCACACACGGCAAGCUGCAAAGUACUUAAAAUGGCUCCGACAGCGUCACCAGAAGGCGCAUGCGUGGUAGAGGAAGCAGCAGGUCUCACAGGGUGGAAAUACGUCUCCUCCUUCCCGGUCCCGCCCCACUUCCGGCGGAACCAGCCUCAACAAGGGAAACUUUAUUGUUCCCGUUGAGGCAGCGACGAUGUCGGUGAACUACGCAGCGGGGCUGUCGCCCUAUGCGGAUAAGGGCAAGUGUGGCCUCCCCGAGAUCUUUGACCCCCCGGAGGAGCUGGAUCAGAAGGUGUGGGAGCUGGCCAGGCUGGUCUGGCAGUCAUCCAAUGUGGUGUUCCACACAGGCGCUGGCAUCAGUACUGCCUCAGGCAUCCCUGACUUCAGGGGCCCGCACGGCGUGUGGACCAUGGAGGAGCGGGGCCUGGCGCCCAACUUCGACACGACCUUCGAGAGCGCGCGGCCCACACGCACGCACAUGGCGCUGGUGCAGCUGGAGCGCGUGGGGCUGCUGCGCUUCCUCGUCAGCCAGAACGUGGACGGGCUGCACGUGCGCUCCGGCUUCCCCAGGGACAAACUGGCGGAGCUGCAUGGGAACAUGUUCGUAGAAGAAUGUGCCAAGUGUAAGAUGCAGUAUGUCCGGGACACAGUCGUGGGGACCAUGGGCCUCAAGGCCACUGGCCGGUUCUGCACAGUGGCCAAGGCACGGGGACUGCGGGCUUGCCGCGGGGAGCUGAGAGACACCAUCUUGGACUGGGAAGACGCCCUGCCUGAGCGGGACCUGGCUCUCGCCGAUGAGGCCAGCAGGAACGCGGACUUGUCCAUCACCCUGGGCACCUCCCUGCAGAUCCGGCCCAGCGGGAACCUGCCCCUGGCCACCAAGCGCCGAGGCGGCCGCCUGGUCAUCGUGAACCUGCAGCCCACCAAGCACGACCGCCAGGCCGACCUGCGCAUCCACGGCUACGUGGACGAUGUGAUGGCCAGGCUCAUGGGACACCUGGGGCUGGACAUCCCCACCUGGCACGGGCCCCGUGUGCUAGAGCAGGCACUGCCCCCGCUGCCCCGGCCGCCUGCGCCCAAGCUUAAGGCCAAAGACGACAGUGACGAAGACUCCACGGCCCACCUCAAUGGCUAUGUGCCCGCCUGGCCCAAGCCCGAGCCAUGCAGCCCCAAAAUGGAGCGGCCCGACAGCCCGGCCCCUCCCCGGCCCCCCAAAAGGCUGAAGGCUGAGGCAGUGCCCAGCUGACCAGUGGGCUGGGGAGGGCGGGGAGUUUUCUAGGAACUGCGCGUGUUUUGUAACGGUGUCUCUUUGGUACUUGGCUUCGUCCCCCGGGCCCUCAGGAUGCUGAGAGCUGGGCGUUCUCCCCCACGUGUGGCUCCUCUGGCUCUGGGACAUCCGGUGGGGCCAGGAAGCAGCCACCCCCAAGGCUGCCAGCCCAGGUGUCCGCUGGCCGGGGCCCCAGCCUCUGACUCAGGGUGCGCCGGGCAGGGUGGCCGGGCCCUCCCGUUUUCCGGCCUGCUCUGAAUGGGUUCCGCGUCCGCUGGGACCCCUUCCUUAUCUCUCGAUCUCCUCCAAGACACCUUCACGGACCCUGAGGAGGGGAACACGGGAGCCUGCACCGGCUUCCUGCCAGCUUCCCGGGCGCCACCAGGGCAAUAAAAGCAGAGCUCCUGUCCUGCA